Molecule: messenger RNA, 2019 nt
Organism: Symbiodinium sp. CCMP2592
Lineage: Eukaryota; Dinophyceae; Suessiales; Symbiodiniaceae
Source: the annotation of a GenBank genome assembly
AUGUCGCAGUUUGACUUCAAGACUUUGCUCGCCUCGGCUGUCGACUCUUGCUCGGAAGCCACUCCUCGAGAUAAGCUGCUUCCUUGGGAGUCUGGGGUGUUCAAACAGAUCUUCGAUGGAGAAGACCCUUUGUCUUGGAAGGACAGGUUCGAUUUGCCGGACCCACCUGGGUGGGAUCAGGGAGAGACGGAAAGCUUGUUCCCGGCAGAGAAAAAACGCAAGGUAUUAGAUUCCGAUUUCUGUUUUACGGUCGUGCGCAAGACUGAGGGAUUGAGCUGGGAGGAUCAACGGCAGCAAGAUUCUGACAAGGCUAUGGCGCGCUGGAUCUUCAUAAUCGUGAAAUGGUCUGAGACAUGCCCUGACUUGUUGGUAUGCCAAAGCCUGUCUGAAUGCACAGAGAAGGAUCAAAGGAUCAACGUGAUCCAAGAUUGGCUGCAUCCUAAGGCGCCGAGCACUUUGUUGAAGCGAGCCAAUUCGAUUAUGGGAUAUCACAAAGUUGUUGGCUGGGGCGACGGGACCUUUCCGUACCGUGAGCAAGAUGUGUACCGCUACAUGUCUGAUGCUAAGGCAGGUGGGGCAAAACCGUCGCAGCUGAAGGCUCUGCAAGAGGCUGUAAUUUUCGUGCGGCAUAUUUUCAUGGUUCCGCAACUGGACAGGGUGAUCGAGAGUCGUCGCUGUUUGGGAGCCUCGCAGAGGGGAACUGUGAAACGUGGUAAGAAGAGGGCUCACCCGCUUUCCAUCCUUGAAUUGAGGAAGCUUCACCACUUGCUUGCGAAUAAAGGCGUUUCAGCCUGGGACCGCACCUUCGCAGGAGCCGUUCUCUGUUGCACUUACAUGAGGGCGCGAUGGGGAAACUUCCAGCACACUGUCAGCUUUGAUAUCGAAACGAAUGACCGAGGGGACGUCAUAUUCUUGGUUUACACUGCUGAGGUGUACAAGACGGUUAAUUCCAAGUACUUUUCUGGCGAGCCGGUCAGGUUCAUCGCUCCUGGUGUUGGGAUUCUCAGUGACAACUGGCUGCACUUGUGGAAGCAGGCUAGGGCCGAGGUGGGAUUGUUCUCAUUCUUGCCGCCGUUGCCAACGCCUAAUGCAGCUGGUGAGGCCAUGGGAUGCUCAGUCUCCUCUAGCGAAAUCAGAGCUUGGGUCCAGAAGGUUUUGGGGCGAGAUAAUAGCUUGAACACCACGGGACACCUCAUGAAGCGCACCUUCCUGACUAUGGCUGCUAAGCGGGGCAUUGAGCAUUUGGAUCGGCUGGCUAUGGGCGGUCAUGCCAACUCGGCAAAAAUGGCGGACACUUAUGGUGAUGACGAGUUGGCGCGACCCUUGAGGCUGCUCCUCGCGCUCUUGGAGGAGAUCCGCGAAGGCAUCUUUGACCCUGACGCAGGACGUGCGGGGUACAUUCUUGGUGCAGGACUACGUGAGCGUAGGUUGGAGGCGGAUCGCAUGGAGAGUCAGGGGCCCCCGGCUGCGGGCGCUUUCAUGGCUGUAGCGACACCGGAGGUCGUGGACGGUGACUGCCCUGCCGACCAAUCUGCCAAUAGCAGAGACAGCCUUACAGAGCAAGAUGCGGCCUCGUGGGAACUCCCGCAUCCCGAGCCGCUCAAUGAUGAUGACUGGAGAGACUUGGGUAUCUCCCCUCCAAGUCCACAGCAUAGUGCCGCCUACGAGGGACCCAACAUUGAAGACUCGCUGGUGCACCCGUGGGACAACCUGAUUGAGGGACAUGGUGGCGAUGCUUCAGAGACGGAUUCUUCCAGUUCAAGCUGUUCCGAGGAUUCGUCUUCUUCGUCUUCGCGGGUUAGCCACGAACCUGAGCGCAAGGUGGGUGUACCGAGGCCAGCAGCAGGCACAUCUUUCCUGCAGCACAAGAGGACCAGGCUUUUGCACAUGAUUUCCGAUCAAAAUCGGAAGGUUUUGCUGUGCGGCCGAAUGGUUGGUGACAUCUACAAGCCACCGAGCAAAAUUCGAUUUGACUCUUCUGUUUGCCGCAACUGUAAGAAGUUCGCGGCAGAUCUGUGA